AGUUGCGGACGGCGUAGGACCGCUGUGCGCUGGGUUGUAGCCGCGGCGAGGAUGCAGUGCAGGACUGAGGCCGCAGACAAGCUUGUGCGAGAGUUCCUCAGGACGGGAUCCACUGUCAGGUCAGACCCGAACCGGUGCGGAGCAGAACUACAACAAGGGAAGGGAGCAAAAACACAAAACAAAACGUCAGCGGGCUGCGGAUAGCGAGUGAGCACCCAGACCAGUAGUCCGAUCAUGGCAGUAAUAUAGUCGUUGGUAAAGGGCAGUGCGCUUACAAAAAGCGUCGAUAAAGUUCAUUUUCAGGCUGUGCUGUGCUUUUGAAAGUAGCAUGGGCGAUCGAGGCAGCUGGCUUUUGUGUUUUAAAAGAAAGCUGUGAUUAAAGACGAGCUAUGGUACAGGUGGAGAGUGGCUGUUUCAGCUUCGUGCAUGCGUUUAAACGCAUCUGACACUUCGCUUAAUUGUACUCUGAACAUGAAGGGCAUUUAUAACUAAGGAUCUGAUUCGCAUGUUAUAUUAACACGAGUUUGCGAAUGAACACUUUUGUGACAUAUGGAUGGCAGCAUUCAGGAACAUACUCAAUGUGCACAGAACUGCUCCAGGAAUAAGAUGAUGAAAAACUGGGGAGUCAUUGGGGGGAUAGCGGCUGCCCUGGCCGCUGGAGUUUACAUCCUGUGGGGGCCGAUCACCGAGAGGAAGAAACGCAAGAAGGGUAUGGUUCCUGGGCUGUUGAAUCUGGGCAACACCUGCUUCAUGAACUCUCUGCUGCAGGGCCUGGCAGCCUGUCCCUCAUUUAUUAAGUGGCUGGAAGAGAUCACGGGCAGAAGCGGCCUGGACCAGAACCAGCAGGAGAGAGAGCUUCAGCUCUCCAAAACCCUGCUGCAUCUGCUCAAAGCUCUCUCUAGUCACGAGGCCACGGAGGAUGAUGUUCUGGAUGCGGGGUGUCUCCUGGAUGUCCUCAGGUCGUACAGAUGGCAGAUCAGCUCCUUCGAAGAGCAGGAUGCCCACGAGCUCUUCCACGUUCUCACGUCCUCUUUGGAAGAGGAGCGAGACCGACAGCCCCGCGUCACCCACCUCUUUGACAUCCAUUCCCUGGAGAGUCCCCCAGAGCAGAAUGAGAGGAAAGUCACCUGCAGAAGCCGUGGGCCUCUGCAUCCUUUGCCGAACCCUUGGAAAUCCCAACACCCUUUUCAUGGACGGCUGACGAGCAACAUGGUGUGCAAGCGCUGUGAACAGCAGAGCCCUGUCCGGUAUGAUUCUUUCGACAGCUUAUCUCUCUCCAUCCCUUCAGCACCCUGGGGUCAUCCCAUAACUCUUGACCAUUGUCUUCAACAUUUCAUCUCCUCUGAGACCAUCAAAGAAGUGGAGUGUGAGAACUGCACAAAGAUCCAGGCUGGUGGCAUGCUGAAUGGACAGCUUAUGGAAAACCAGAGGACAACCUUCAUCAAGCAGCUGAAGUUGGGCAAGCUUCCCCAGUGCCUCUGCAUCCACCUCCAGCGGCUCACCUGGUCCCACCAGGGCAGGCCCCUCAAGCGGCAGGAGCACGUGCAGUUCGCCGAGUUCCUGUCCCUGGACUGCUACAAGCACCGGGCGCCAAGCCUGAGGUCCCGCCAGCCCAACCGGACCAACCGGCCGGCCAGAGGGGACAGCCCCGCAGAAGCUCAGGAAAAGAGCUCCCCCAGGGGUUCAGAGACAGAACGCUUGCGCAACAAUAGAAAGCUGGUGCCCAACGGAGCAUGCUCAGCUUUGAUUCUGAACUCCCCAGCUUUGAGCUCCCAGUUCCCAGCAGUGUUUGACUGCAGCUCUUCUGUGUACCUGUUCCGGCUGACAGCUGUGUUGGUCCACCACGGAGACAUGCACUCAGGACACUUUGUCACGUACCGCCGCGGCCCCCCGUCCCCCAGGAACCCCCUCGCCUUCAGCAGCCAGUGGCUGUGGGUGUCCGAUGACUCAGUGCGCAAGUCCAGCCUGCAGGAGGUGCUCUCCUCCAACGCCUACUUGCUCUUCUACGAGAGGGUCCGUCCCGCCAGCACGAGGCAAGAGUGUGAGGCCACUGGCUGCCCGCACUGAACCGCACACCCUGCCGCCUGGCGCUGUGCUGUGUGCUGGACAUCCCUACCUGCAAUUCUUCCAGCCCCGCGUGCAAUUCUGAUUCACCUAGUGCUGUUCUUUUGUCCAGUGUCCCGAAACUCUCUGGGAAAGGAGUGCAGGAACAGAUGGAAGAUGGAACUUUUAAGUGAUGGAUCUCCUCCUAUCAUGGAUGAAUCUUUUCAGAGUCACACAGAGAGAGGAAAGAAAUGACAGGGCAACUGCGUUGCACCCCCUCUCCUCUCCUUCCGUUUACACUGUCCUUCGAAGUGAUAUCGAUCUCCUCAACACCUUAAGCAGUGACAAACCGUAAAGGAAUGAAGGGGGCUGUGGCCACGAGGAUGCCUGUUUUGGCAUAUAGAAGCAACGCCUUCAUCCGAUCACCAGAUCCAACUGAGAGCGGGAGACCUCAAGCAUUAUAGCAGAGGUAACAGAAUGAACUGGGUGAAAACAUAUCUUUACCACAUGCCUAGAUCUGUAGCAUUAUCCGGAACUUAAUGUGCCACUCUGUAAUCAGUGCUAAUGGAUCGUUUAAUUUCUAAUGAAUAUAUAAUGGAGCAAGGUCAAAGACGGACUUGAAAAUCUGAAAAUGAAAAAAACUGGCACAGGGGACAGAAUAUUUGACUGUUUUAAGGUUGUCUCAGUGGUAUUCAAACAUCUUCUUCCUAAAACGCACUUAAGACCUUGUUAGUAUCUUAGAAAUCGAUUCCAAAGGCUCGAAAUAGCAAAAUAAGAAAAUGAUUUUGAAUAAAGUGCCUCCUUGCUAGGCUGAACUAGAAGUGGGGGUAGUGCUGCUCAUCCUUUGUUAUUCAGGGGAUCAUAGGUGUUUUAUUGUUAUUUCAUUGUUAAUUAAGAAGGGAUCAUUGCUUGUUAAACUUUGUCUAGGAUGCUUUUGUUUUAUUUAAAAAAAACCUUGGCUGAUUUACCAUAAAAGCAAUUUGGGUACAUUUAUGAAUAAUCACUCAAAAUCCAGCAUUUCAGUUUUGAUCCAAUAUAUCUUUAUUAAAAAGUUCUCUGCAUCACGGUAUACUGCUCAAUUACUUGUAGAUAUUAUGUUUUUUAUGAGAUGUGCCUCACUACACUGAAACUGCCCCAUCUCUCUUCGUGAGAAACAGGUUUUGUAUGCUGUUGCAUCUUUGAUGUCUUUUUGCAAACAACAGGGGGCAUAAUUAUUUUUACCCUUUGCUUAUAUUUAUAUAAUGUGACAGCUACAACAAGCAUUGGUACUUUGAUACAGGCUUGGCAGUGAAGGCUUCUGUUUUCUGCCCCUUAGUCAGAGCCCCUGUGUGUACAAGCAUGUGGUUGAUUAAAAAUGUCCUCAGAGUGACCAAAGGCCCUUUUGUACAGUAUAUCCAGUCAGAUUGCCCUGGGAUAAUCCAAGAAUCACCAGAGGAGGUGACUACAAAGACCAAAAAAAUAAACUCGCCGUUUUCUGGAGAAAUAUGGAAAUGUCAUAUUGAUGUUCAUCUUGAUGUCUUGCAAUAGUGUCAGUAUUGAACUCCUCAACAUUGUUAUCAGUUCCAAAUAUGGGGCAGCAGCUUACAAUUCCCCUUGUCCCGUUCCUCUUGGGAAGUGUUUGAAUUACCGUAUAAAUUCUCAAUCAGCUUGAACGGACUUGAACUUAAUAAUUUCAUGGCAGUACUGUACAUGCCAUCUUAGUGCACAGUUUUUUGUUGAGAGAAAUGAACUGCAUGAUCAGAGAUACCUUCCUGAUUAGAUAACAUCCACAGGUUAAUCCCUUUAAAAGAAGACAACAGGAUAACAUAUUUUGUGCAAGUCCCCUAGAUCUGUGAUUUUAAUGGGAACAGGAACAAGCCAAAAUGCUAUGACUUGAUGAACAUACAAUUUAUUACAUGAACCUUCAAGCUGUGAAAACAAACCUGCCACUUAGUCUCAUUGCUGGAACUGUAGGACAAAAUGUACACCCUGAAGUAGUUUGCUCACUAUCAGAGUGAGAAUAUUAAUGAAAUUGUUUAAUGCAGAUUUUAUACAGGGGUGGCACAGUGGUUAUCAUUGGUUCCCUGGGUUCAGUUCCGGACCCGUGUGAGUUUCCUCCUGGUACUCCAGUUUCCUCUCGCAGUCCGAAGACAAACUGGUGGUUUAACUGGCUUCAGGGAGAAACUGACCCUGGAGUGACCGUGUGCACGUUUGUUUCUAUAUGUGCCCUAUGAUGGACUGGUGUCCCAUCCAGGGUAUAUCCUGCCUUCCGCAUUGAAUUGGAUGAAGCGGUAAGAAAAUGGGUGGAUUAUGUUAUAGUGAGAUAUAAAAGGAAAACAGCAGGCUGCAUUUAUUCCAUACUUGCUCCUAUAUGUAACUCCCCUGCAAGACGUUUGCACUAAUGUAUGUUUUUAAUAUUUGUUGUACGAUCUGUUGCCAUGCCAAACAUGUUUUGACGUGUUCAUAGAUUUAAAUAUGAACAAAUAAAAUGGAUUGAAUAAGAUAA
Molecule: messenger RNA, 4528 nt
Organism: Lepisosteus oculatus (spotted gar)
Lineage: Eukaryota; Metazoa; Chordata; Actinopteri; Semionotiformes; Lepisosteidae
Product: ubiquitin carboxyl-terminal hydrolase 30
Biological process (GO): protein deubiquitination
Cellular component (GO): nucleus; cytosol
Molecular function (GO): cysteine-type deubiquitinase activity
Source: RefSeq, a predicted model, not a curated record